Messenger RNA from Hypoxylon trugodes, 1921 nucleotides. RefSeq names its product major facilitator superfamily domain-containing protein. The record is from RefSeq and is a predicted model, not a curated record. Bases 313 to 1782 code for a protein of 489 amino acids. NCBI's taxonomy places the organism in Eukaryota, Fungi, Ascomycota, Sordariomycetes, Xylariales, Hypoxylaceae. Gene Ontology annotation, molecular function: transmembrane transporter activity. Gene Ontology annotation, cellular component: fungal-type vacuole membrane. Gene Ontology annotation, biological process: transmembrane transport. The transcript is spliced from 5 exons.
CGUCGGGAAUGGACUCUUGUUGAGUACUCAGAGUACGCUUAGUAGGACAAAUGACUUUUUAGAUAGCAACAAUACGGUGAAUCAGCUGCGAAUUAAGCUAGAAAUACAUGAGGCCCUGCCCAAUCUCGUAGUGAAUGUUUUCUUCACCAUAGAUUCAUCUCUCAAACCAAACGACAAACAGCCAGGUUCUGUAAUUUCCUUGUUUCCUUUUUUCCUUCUAUCUCCUUUCUGUGUCUCUCUGUCUCUCUAUCUUUCUAUCUAUCUAUCUAUUUCUUUCUUUUUUUUCUAUUUUUUUCUUCUAAAUUCAGAAUCAUGCCUUACAUUCACAACGAGAUGAUCGACCCGAGGCUGCGAGAGCAUAUCGAGGCUCUCAAGCGGUCCAGCCUCAGCCGUGGAACUCUUCUUGACUUACUUCUCGAGGCACCUCACGAGCACGAAAGUCCGCAAAUCAGGUCGGACGCCUGGUACCUGACAUCAUCUUCUUCAGAAACUCUAGACGUAAUACCUUUAGAUGCACCCGAAAUUUUUAACAAGGGAUCCGAUGAACCAGAGAAAGGGCUUAUUGCUCCUCCCGAUGUUGUCCCAGAUGGUGGGAUGAGAGCUUGGUUGGUGGUAGCGGGUGGAUUCAUAAAUUACUGUGCCACGUUCGGUUUACUUAACUCUUUCGGUACUUUCCAGACAUUUUACCAAGAAGGCUAUCUAGCGGGAAGCAGCGCCAGCGCUAUCUCAUGGAUAGGUUCAGUUCAGCUUUUCUUACUGUUUAUCGGAGGAAUGGUGAUCGGACCGGCUUUCGACAAAUACGGAGCCAGAAAACUAACAAUUCCCGGAUCCAUACUUUACGUUCUUUCCUUUAUGUUCAUCAGUCUAGGGACCAAGUUUUACCAGAUCUUACUAGCGCAGGGCAUAUUAUAUGGCAUUGCUGAUGCUAUGCUGUUUUACCCGACAAUCUCUUCGAUUAACCAAUGGUUUAGCACAAAGCGAGGUCUCGCUCUAGGAAUCGUCGUGUCCGGUUCCUCUAUCGGCGGUAUCUGCUGGCCCAUUCUAAUUGAGCGUCUCUUCAAGAUUGUCGGCUUUGGGUGGACUUGCCGAAUUUGUGGUUUCAUUUGCCUAGGUCUUUUAUCAGUCUCUACAGCACUAAUUGUUGAACGAAAAUCCACUGGCGGCGGCCACGGACCUAUUAACAAUGCCAGUCUCAAGAAGGAACUCUCUAACGCCACUUACCUCAUCAUGACAGUAGGUUUCCUAUUCGCUUUCUUAGGAAUGUUCAUUCCCUUUUACUACCUUCCCGGUUACGGUAUGGCUCAUGGUAUCGACCCUACGAUGUCGAACUACCUUCUCGCCAUUCUUAACGGUGGAUCUUUCCUCGGACGUAUCGGUUCUGGUUUUAUGUCGGACAGGAUAGGAGUUUUCAACAUUACGACGAUUGUUGCCACGCUUUCCAGUGUCAUGGUUCUCGCCCUUAUGGCCAUGACAACGCAGAACACGAUCAUUGUAUUUUCAGCUCUUUACGGUUUCUUCUCGGGUGGUCUGAUUUCUUUACAAUCCGGCGCUGUCGCGAAGCUCACUUCCGACAUGAGUACAGUCGGUAUAAAGAUUGGUGUAACAAUGGCGGUGUGCUCGGUUGGUGUUUUGAUCGGUGGACCGAUAGGAGGAGCCCUAUUAGCGACCGACAACGGCAACUACCAAUAUCUCAUCAUCUUCGCCGGUGUGACGUUGAGUAUUGGAUCGGCAUUAUUCUUGGUUUCUAGGAUUUGGGCUGCGCCUAAAUCUAAGGUGUUUUGAUUUUAAUAAUUUUGAUUUUUUGAUUUUUAUACCCGGGCUAGGAUGUACAAUACGGAAAUAUGGAAGGUGUAUAAUUACCGUGUACUUAUAGAAAUGAGGCUGCAUAAGUUAUCAUGAUGAAUGACAAAGAAGGACUAUC